Pedinophyceae sp. YPF-701 is the source of this 2937-nucleotide messenger RNA. The record is from the annotation of a GenBank genome assembly. Lineage: Eukaryota; Viridiplantae; Chlorophyta; Pedinophyceae.
AUGUCGUCGUACGUAGCCACGGCGUCGGACUUGUUCGCCGAGAUCGACGAAGUGCUCGAGGUGGGAGCGCGGGAGGCUCGGCAGCAGGAGGCGGCCGCGGCGGCGCUCCUGGAGGAGAACGACGAGACGGACUUGGGCCACCCGCAGGGCGACACGCUCCGGCGGAUUGCGACGUCCGAGGUGGCCCGGCGCGGGCGGCGCAUGCUGCGGCGCAACCUGCGGCGCUUCCGCAAGAGAGCGAAGCACGCGGCGCUCGUCACGACGCGGUUCUGCCUCCAGAGCUACGACGCGGCGCUGACGGCCAUCGACGAGCGCAUGGUGUUCCUCCAGGCUGAGCUGUCGACCCUCCGCGACGCCAACGACGCCGCCAACAACCUGAUCGAAGAGGCCUCGCAAGAAGGCGAGACGUCCGAGGCGGGGACCUCCUCGCGGUCGUCUGCGGCGAGGGAGCGCGGCGUGCGCUUCGCGCACCAAGGGCCCGCGGAUCCCGCGAGCAGCGCGCUCCAGGAGACGCCAGGAAACGAGGCAUCGGUGCCGAAGCUCACGCGCUCCCUCGGGCUCAAGAUCCGGCGUUCCGCGGCCGUCGUGGACCGCGGCGCCCUGCAGCGCGCGCAGGAGGAGCGCCUCGGCCGGCUCCACGCCAUCGUCGACGGCCCAGCGCUCCAGAAACACCUGUCGCGGACGCAGUCGCAGAACUCCGCGGUGCGGCGCGGCGCGCCGUCGGCGGCCUCGGGAAGCAGCUCGGAUCCCGCGGUGGUGACGCAGUCGUCGAAGUUGAUGGGUCUGAGCAGCGGGGGCGCGGAGCGGGCCGCGUCGCUGCGCCGGGGGGCGGUGCGGGCGCUGGACCGCGCCAAGUCGCUCGGGAACGACAGGGCGGGGAGCAGGGGGAGCGUCGAGGUGCCGCUCGCGACGGCGGGCAGCGCCAUGCCCCUGACGACGCGGGGGAGUCUCGCUGACAUCGGGGUGGACCCCAGGGUGCUGGAUCGGGCCCGCGCGCUCCUGCGCAUCACCCGCGGGAGCACGAGCGGGGCGGGAGCUUCCGCGCCAAAGACCGGCGAGCCUGGCGCGGCGACGGACGUGCCGCAGCAGCUCCCCCCGCAGAGGUCCCAGAGGACCCGCUUCGCGCCCGACACCAGGAUCCUGACGCCGGUGGAGCCGUACGAGUUCGACGUCGACACCAGCGCGGUCGAUCUCGAGGCGCACGAGCCCGAGGUCGACGUCGGCGAGGCCGGGGUCGAGGCCGAGGCCGGGGCCCUGCCGACCACCGAGGAGAUCAAGGUCGACAUGUUGAACAUCGAAGAACAAAUGUGGAUCAUUGAGAGCGCCGUGGUCAACCUGGACCGGCUGUGGGGCGCCUUUGAGUGCGCGCUGCACGCGGCGCACACCUUCGCGCACCUCCUCCUCGGUAUGAUCCGCGAGGAGGCACGCAUCCGAGAGGUGUCCCGCGCCGGCACCACCUCCCCGUCGCUGGGCGCGCGUCUGACGCGAGGGAUCGACGUGGAGGUGGCCACGGAGCUCAUGAUGGACGUGCUCGUGGAGGAGAGCGUGGAGGCGAAAGAGGAGCUCGUUGGGAGGCUGGAGAGCGAGGUGCGCGCUGUCGAAGACGUGGUGCUGGAGAGUGUCAGCUCCUGCGCGGAUGCGGAGCAGGAGCUGCUCGCGGACCUCGAAGACGUGAUGCUUGAUAUGCCCGGGGACGUGCGGGGCAAACGCACCGAGCUGGUCUCCUGGCGCGCCCCGUUGCGGGAGCGGGGGGUGUCGUUGCGCACCCCCGGGGGAGUUCACGCUGACAACGUCGACGACGUGCUCGCGCUGGCGGCCAAGUCGAUCACGGCGCGGCGUGCGAAGAGCAGGAGCGCCGCGAGCACGCUCGCGAGCGUGGACCGCAGUGCAAACAGCAUGCCCGCCUGGCGGCGACCGCAGGCCUUCGCGGCAGCCCCGGCGACGGCGACGGCGGCCGAUCGGCGACACGGAACCUCUGCAUCGAGCGAGGGGCCGUCGGUCGGAGCUCGCAGGCGCAGAUCGGGCCGCGCGAGGUCAGAUAUCGAGAACUGGCAGGAAAACAAACACCGAACGUCGACUCUUUCGUACUCCGAGCGCUCUGGGGAGCUGCGCCCACGGAUCCAGCGACAGCACGUUGCCUCCGUGAUUGUGUCCGGGGUCGUCGCGAUCGCACAGGGGAAAUUCGGCAAGGACGGGGCCGCCAUCGAGAUGGCGGCCCGGCAGGCGUCAGCAGUCGAACGCGGGGCGUCCGCGAUGGAGGAAGGGGGAUCUGGGCCGCUCGUGGGCCGCCGCUGGUCCUCGAAGAAGGACCUGCGCACGGCUUCCAAGCGGGCAUCGGGGUCGCGCCUGCACUACAGCGAUGCUAUCUCGAGCAACGAAUUCGGCGCCGUCAGAGAGCCGUCGGCCCCGGCGCCCAUUUCCAAGACCCUGCGCACUGCGUCGCUCGCCCCGCGGCGACAGGCUGGGGAGCUUGCGCCCGCGAAAGGGCGCACGCGAGGAGCGCUGACGGGCGAGGAGCGCCUCUCGGUGGAGCGGGGGAGCCUCAGCCUGACGAGCGUGCGGGGCGCGUACGCAGGGCGGCUGGACAGGGCGGCCGACGCGCUCGACGAGAGGCUCGCAGCGUGGCGAGGCACGGCACAGCGGUUCCUGGGCGACGAGGCGGACUCGGUAGCUGGAAGACAAGGUGCAAAGCCAACUGGUUUGGUGGACAGGAAGCUGACCCACAGCGCGACGGUGCCCACGAGGCGCCCCGAGAGCUUCGCGGCGCGCAACGCGGGCGUCAGCACCCCGGCGAUCGUCGACGAGCGGCUGGGCACCACGCCAGCGAUGGCGCGGUCAUGUACCAUCGGGAGGACGCCGCAGGCGCGCCAGGCGGGGCCGAAGCAGGGCUCGCGCUACCAGCGCUACCUGACGCAGAAGACCUCGCAGCGCGCCUAG